CCGGAAGUCCCGCCCAACCUAGACGAAACUUCCGGCUAUGAUUGCUGGGGCCUUCCAGGACGGCUCCGGAGCGGCUGUGACGGAAUGGUGCUGCUGGAGAGCGAGCAGUUCCUGACGGAGCUGACCAGGCUCUUCCAGAAAUGCCGGUUGUCGGGCAGCGUGUACAUCACCUUGAAAAAGUAUGAUGGUCGAACUAAACCCAUUCCAAAGAAAGGUACUGUGGAGGGCUUUGAGCCUUCAGACAACAAGUGUCUGUUAAGAGCUACUGAUGGGAAAAAGAAGAUCAGCACUGUGGUGAGCUCUAAAGAGGUGAAUAAGUUUCAGAUGGCAUACUCAAACCUAUUGAGAGCCAACAUGGAUGGGCUGAAGAAAAGGGACAAAAAGAGCAAGAGUAAGAAGAGCAAAGCAGCACAGUGAAGGGCACUGAAUUUCCUGCUUUCACCAACCACUUAAUUGCUAUUUUUCUUUUUGCCACAAAACUAAGUUCCUGGUUACCCUACAGCAACUGUUUUCAUGUGGGAUUAUAGUCAUUUUGGAGAGGAGUGGCAUUGUUUACAGGAUGGUUGUGGUAAGAAGCCAGCUUAUUUUAGACCUGGCUGUUGGUCUGUACUACACGGUUGUAUAUUCUGGGCUGUAGUUUAAAAGUGUCUCAACUGUCAUUGAAGAGCAAUGUAUCAUUAAACCUGUCUGUUGAUCAGUA
Molecule: messenger RNA, 700 nt
Organism: Tupaia belangeri chinensis (Chinese tree shrew)
Lineage: Eukaryota; Metazoa; Chordata; Mammalia; Scandentia; Tupaiidae
Gene: SRP14
Product: signal recognition particle 14
Exons: 5
Coding region: 85-417 (110 amino acids)
Biological process (GO): SRP-dependent cotranslational protein targeting to membrane
Cellular component (GO): signal recognition particle, endoplasmic reticulum targeting
Molecular function (GO): endoplasmic reticulum signal sequence receptor activity; 7S RNA binding
Source: RefSeq, a predicted model, not a curated record